This is a messenger RNA of Miscanthus lutarioriparius, 288 nucleotides long. Lineage: Eukaryota; Viridiplantae; Streptophyta; Magnoliopsida; Poales; Poaceae. The record is from the annotation of a GenBank genome assembly.
AUGGCGAGCGGGAGCGGCAAGGCGAAGGCGUCGUCGUGGGCGGCGGCGAUGAGCCUGGGCACCGUGGAGGCGCUCAAGGACCAGGGCGGCCUGUGCCGCUGGAACUACGCGUUCCGUCAGGCGCAGCAGCGCGCCAGGAGGCCAGCAGGCGCGAACGGCUCCGGCGGCCCCGGCAGCAGCGCCUCGGGCUGCGCCGCGGCGGCCGCGGCGGCGAAGAGGAAAGCGAAGCAGCAGGAGGAGGAGCUUCGGACGGUCAUGUACCUCAGCAACUGGGGUCCCAACAACUAG